Messenger RNA from Globicephala melas (long-finned pilot whale), 3082 nucleotides. It is a transcript of the gene SLC68A1, whose product is annotated as major facilitator superfamily domain containing 13A. The record is from RefSeq and is a predicted model, not a curated record. Lineage: Eukaryota; Metazoa; Chordata; Mammalia; Artiodactyla; Delphinidae.
GCAACUCCCGGCGCACGAAGUCCGGCAGAAAGAGGCCCGGCGGGAGCGUACGUUCCACGCGGCCCCAGUGCAGCUCAGCGUGCAGGCUGCUGCCUUCCGGCCACUGCGUCCCGCUCUCGACCGCCGCCAGCCCCGCAUCUGCGGGCUCCUGAAGCGACGGCCCUGGGUAGCCGGGCGCUGGGAACGGCGGUUGCAGGGCCACAGCGUAGGCCUGCGGGAAGGCCCACAAGGGCAGCGUGAUCACUAGCGUCGCGCCUGUGGCGUGGAAGCAGUGGUAUUCCCGCGGAGCCGCCCACUCGCCCGCGCUCAGGCUCGGGGGCCGGCUGCAGAAGUUGUGGGCCUGAAUGGGGGGCAGCCGCGGAGGGGCGGGCAGGUGGAGUUAUCCUAACAUUUGAGUGAAGCUCCUGCACACCAGGCACUGAAUCAAGUUGCUUAUGAGCAUCUAACUUCAAGUUUACAUCAACCUUAGGAAUGAGGGCAAGCGCCCGUAACAAAUAUGGCGGCGGCAUCCUCGGGCGCGAGCACCUGCCGAAGCAGCGGUCCCGGAGCCACGCGGAGCCAAUCGCUGGGCAGGAGCGGAAGAAGGGGCUGGAGAAGCUGCUGGAGGCCUGCGCGCAGGCGCACUGGCUGGCACCUGGCUUCGGGCAGCCGCGGGAUUAGGCUUCGCCUGCCACAAUUUCGGGACAAGGAUGGCCAGACUGCCCGUGGCCAUGAGCGCUCCUCAGUACUCCUGGGGCUGAGGCUGGGCUGGCCGCCAUGGGGCUGGGUGGGCCCUGGGCCUGGCUGCUGGGCCUGCCCACGGCCAUGGUCUAUGGCUCCCUGGCCCUCUUCAUCUCUGUCCUGCACAACGUGUUCCUGCUUUACUACGUGGACACCUUUGUCUCAGUGUACAAGAUCAACAAAGCUGCCUUCUGGGUCGGAGAGACGGUGUUUCUCCUCUGGAACAGCCUCAAUGACCCCCUGUUCGGCUGGCUGAGUGACCGUCAGUUCCUCAGCUCCCAGCCCCGGUCAGGCGCCAGGCUCUCCUCGAGGGCCGUGGUGCUGGCACGGGUGCGGGCGCUGGGCUGGCAUGGGCCGCUGCUGGCGCUGUCGUUCCUGGCGUUCUGGGUGCCGUGGGCCCCAGCUGGCCUGCAGUUCUUGCUGUGCCUGUGCCUCUAUGAUGGCUUCCUGACGCUCGUGGACCUGCACCAUCAUGCCUUGCUGGCUGACCUGGCCCUCUCAGCCCACGACCGCACCCACCUCAACUUCUACUGCUCCCUCUUCAGUGCAGCUGGCUCCCUGUCUGUCUUUGCCUCCUACGCCUUCUGGAACAAAGAAGACUUCUCUUCCUUCCGCGCCUUCUGCCUGGCACUGGCCGCUGGGUCUGGGCUGGGCUUUGUGGGGGCCACACGGCUGCUGAGAUGGCGGGUGGAGGCGGCCAGCAGGGAACCGGGAUGCCCAACCCUGGCUGUGGAUGGCGGCCUGUGUGAAGAAGAAGAGCUGCUUCUUGGCGGCGAGGAGAUGGGCAGCAUCACCUUGGGCCAGUACCUUCGGCAGCUGGCCCGCCACCGGAACUUCCUGUGGUUCGUGGGCAUGGACCUGGUGCAGGCUCCGGACGCGCAGGCUCAGCGGCCAUGGCUCACGGGCCUAGCCGCUCUACGGCAUGUGGGAUCUUCCCGGACCGGGGCACGAACCCGUGUUCCCUGCAUCGGCAGGCGGACUCCCAACAACUGCGCCACCAGGGAAGCCCUGGUUUCAGGUUUUGUUCUGGUCUUUCACUGCCACUUCAACAGCAACUUCUUCCCCCUCUUCCUGGAGCAUCUGUUGUCAGACCACAUCUCCCUCUCCACUGGCUCCUUCCUGUUGGGCAUCUCCUAUGUCGCUCCGCAUCUCAACAAUCUCUACUUCCUGCCCCUGUGCCGGCGCUGGGGCGUCUACGCUGUGGUGCGCGGGCUCUUCCUGCUCAAGCUGGGCCUGAGCCUGCUCAUGCUGUGCGCUGGCCCCGACCGCCCUGGCCUGCUCUGCCUCUUCAUUGCCAGGUAUGCCCUGCCCUCCUUCGUCCCCACACCUCUGUCCCACCCCUUCAUUUUUGUCUGCUCUCUCUCCGCCGGCAGCAACCGUGUCUUCACUGAGGGCACCUGUAAGCUGUUGACCUUGGUGGUCACUGACCUGGUGGACGAGGACCUGGUGCUGAACCACCGCAAGCAGGCGGCCUCAGCACUUCUCUUUGGCAUGGUGGCCUUGGUGACCAAGCCAGGCCAGACCUUCGCCCCGCUGCUGGGCACCUGGCUGCUGUGCUUCUACACAGGUCAUGAUCUCUUCCAGCAGCCCGCACUGACGCCUGUGGGGAGUGCCCAGCCCUGGCCAGAGCCCCCGGCUCCACCCCCACCACAGGCCCCGACGCUCCGCCAGGGCUGCUUCUACCUGCUGGUGCUGGUUCCCCUCACCUGUGCUCUGCUGCAGCUGUUCACCUGGUCCCAGUUCACGCUGUAUGGGAGACGCCUGCAUGCGGUCAAAGCCCAGCGUCAGAACCUGUCACGGGCCCAAACCCUGGACAUUAAGAUGGUGUGAGGGGAGCGGCAAGGCCACCCUGCUGAGGACACUACCUGCAGCCCUGGGCGGCCAGUCUCUUUCACCUUCCUGGGGUGCAGCCUGGAGGACAGAUGGCGGAGUGGGAGCUCCUGGGGCUGCGCAGGGAGCGUCACUGAGGUCUAAGUUCCUGCUUGGCUGUCGGGCUCAGCUUGGGCAAGGGUUGGGGCGUUUGUGCUCAGGGACCCGCUUCCUCCUAUGCGGCAGGAGGAAGAAGAGGAUCACGAAGGGAGGGGGCCCGCCCUGUGGUCACGUGGGGUUGCUGUGGGCACAGAGGCCUAUCCUCCUUCCUGGCUGGGGCUGGCGCCCUAUGUGGGCUCGGAAACCACUUUGGCCUAGUCAGAGGAAACUGAGUCCCACCUGCCCCUUGCGGUGGCUUCUCUCAGAACUCUCUGCCUCAGCUGUGCGUGGAGUAGCGCGCCCCAGCUGCUGCAGGGCACCCGCGUCCCCAGCUGGCCUCUCAGCAAUGUUCAUUUCAUCACAGACUGAUCGAAGUCGGUCAUUUCUAUUCCCA